This is a messenger RNA of Aspergillus homomorphus CBS 101889, 1166 nucleotides long. RefSeq names its product zinc finger CCCH domain-containing RNA-binding protein. Gene Ontology annotation, biological process: mRNA splicing, via spliceosome. The transcript has 2 exons. The record is from RefSeq and is a predicted model, not a curated record. Gene Ontology annotation, molecular function: metal ion binding; pre-mRNA 3'-splice site binding. The coding region runs from base 295 to 924 and encodes 209 amino acids. Gene Ontology annotation, cellular component: U2AF complex; spliceosomal complex. NCBI's taxonomy places the organism in Eukaryota, Fungi, Ascomycota, Eurotiomycetes, Eurotiales, Aspergillaceae.
AAAGGACGUAGUUCUUGAUUACUUGUAUAAGGUAGCAGUUGCAGCCUCAGGCACCAGAACCUUCUCCGGGCUUAGUCAUUCUCACCGCCACGAGCUCGAGCUGUCCAGAAACUUCAAUGAGAAGCUGGGGAAACCGUUCAGGACAAACAACUCUGCCUCCGUGCCCGUGCGCAUUCAUCUCUCUCACUCUCCCUCAUUCUUCCUCCGCCAGAAAAUACUGAGCAUUAUCUUGCUUUUUCUCCAACUCAUUCACCCAGACAAGGGAUCAUCGCCGCGGCGCAUCUUUAUAACACCAUGGCCAACUACCUCGCCUCUAUCUUCGGUACCGAGCAAGACAAGGUCAACUGCUCCUUCUACUACAAGAUCGGUGCCUGCCGACACGGCGACCGCUGCUCGCGAAAGCACGUCAAGCCCUCGUACUCGCAGACAAUCCUGAUGCCGAAUAUGUACCAAAAUCCCGCCUACGACCCGAAGAACAAGAUGAACCCGAGCCAGCUGCAGAACCACUUCGAUGCGUUCUACGAGGAUGUGUGGUGUGAGAUGUGCAAGUACGGCGAGCUGGAGGAAUUGGUUGUUUGCGACAAUAACAAUGAUCACCUAAUUGGCAACGUCUACGCCCGCUUCAAGUACGAGGAAGACGCACAGGCUGCCUGCGACGCGCUAAAUUCCAGAUGGUAUGCGGCGCGACCGAUAUACUGCGAGUUAUCACCGGUGACGGAUUUUCGGGAAGCGUGUUGUCGGUUGAAUAGCGGGGAGGGCUGUGUUCGUGGAGGGUUCUGCAAUUUCAUUCACCGCAAGGACCCCAGCAAUGAGUUGGACCGCGACUUGCGGUUGAGUACGAAGAAGUGGUUGAAGGAACGGGGUCGUGAUGCCCGGAGUGUCAGUCGCAGUCCUAGCCCGGAGCCCACCCGGCGGAGGUUUUAGGAUGUGUCUGCGCCGAGAAAAGGUCCGUGAGCUUUGGACUCGUUUCUUUCUCUUCUUUUCUCUUCUCUUUCUUAAUCAUCAUUUGUAUACGAUUCGCGGCGUUUUCCGGGGAAAUCUGAACCUCAUGACAUUGUCACUUGUAUUUUCGAUUCCCAUCUUUUUCUGAUUUGGUCGUCUCUUUCUUCUCAAUACCAUGAUGUAUAAGCUUGGGUUGCGAUGCUAGUGCGUUAAUAUGAAAUAGG